UGACACAUUGACUCUGACAUUUGGUUCUGAUAAAACACCAGAUCUCUAUUUGUGUAUUUUAAUUUAUAAAAUCAAUAAAAUGUCGUCGCCUCUUGAAAACUUAGAGACCCAAUUAGAAAUGUUUAUUGAAAAUGUGAGACAAAUUCGAAUUAUUGUGAGCGACUUCCAACCACAAGGCCAAAGUGUACUGAAUCAAAAAAUACAAUCACUCGUGACUGGUUUGCAAGAGGUUGAUAAGCUGAAGUCACAGGUCCACGAUAUUCAUGUUCCUACUGAGGUCUUUGACUACAUUGACCAAGGUCGCAACCCUCAGCUAUACACAAAAGACUGCAUCGACAAGGCUCUUGCUAAAAAUGAAGAAGUCAAGGGAAAGAUUGAUUCAUACAAACGGUUCAAGAGCCACCUUCUUUCAGAGCUUUCAAAAACCUUCCCCAAUGAGAUAGCCAAAUAUAAGGCUAUUAGGGGUGGAGAGUAAAGACUCAAAAUUAGCUUUAGUCUGUAAUGUAAUUUUGUAUCCAUGUUCAUAGAUUAAGUAAAAAAAAAAUAGAUUAAGUAAAGGAAUUAUUUGUUA
This is a messenger RNA of Trichoplusia ni (cabbage looper), 571 nucleotides long. It is a transcript of the gene MED10, whose product is annotated as mediator of RNA polymerase II transcription subunit 10. Bases 80 to 475 code for a protein of 131 amino acids. Gene Ontology annotation, biological process: positive regulation of transcription by RNA polymerase II. The record is from RefSeq and is a predicted model, not a curated record. Lineage: Eukaryota; Metazoa; Arthropoda; Insecta; Lepidoptera; Noctuidae. The transcript is spliced from 3 exons. Gene Ontology annotation, molecular function: transcription coregulator activity. Gene Ontology annotation, cellular component: mediator complex; chromatin.